Molecule: messenger RNA, 1303 nt
Organism: Brassica rapa (field mustard)
Lineage: Eukaryota; Viridiplantae; Streptophyta; Magnoliopsida; Brassicales; Brassicaceae
Product: MA3 DOMAIN-CONTAINING TRANSLATION REGULATORY FACTOR 4
Biological process (GO): negative regulation of DNA-templated transcription
Source: RefSeq, a predicted model, not a curated record
AUGGACAGGAACCAUAAGGAGAAGGAGAAGGAGAAAGAGAAGGCUUCUAGGUUGUAUGCUGAUGUUGUUUCACCUGAUCAAAUCAGGGUUGGGUUUAUAAGAUUUAUUGAGUCGGUCGGUGAUCUUGCUCUGCACAUACCUGAUCUCCUUGCUUUGUUUAUUGCCCGAGCCAUCGUAGAUGAAAUCCUUCCUCCUGUUUUUCUAGCUAGAGCAAACAAGACUCUACCUGAAUCCUCUGAAGGGUUUCAAGUUAUCUUAACUGUGGAGAAGAGCUAUCUCUGGGCUCCUCACCACGCGGAGCUUGUGGAGAACAGAUGGGCUUGUAGGUGCAUCAGAGAGCUAAGCGGCUCUUUUUUCCAUCACGAGGUCGUGAAGAGGUCUUUGGUUCAAGCCAUGGAGUCUCCAACCUUGAUGCUAAAACUGUUGAAAGAAGCUGCCGAGGAAGGUCUCAUCAGUUCGACUCAAAUGGCUAAAGGCUUCUCCCAUGUAGAAGAGAGUCUUGAUGAAAAGCUAAGACGUUAAGAGUACUUCCUCUCGGAUGACAUCCCUGAGCUCAUCCCAAGUCUUGAAGACUUAGGAUCACCUGAAUAUAACUCAGUGUUCCUAAAGAAGCUCAUGGAGAUGUUCUCAACAGGAGAUUUCAUAAACGGAUUCAUCUUGCUCGCAGAAGACACAGCGUUAGACAUCUUAGACGCAUCAGAGCACCAUGUCGUGGCUCCGCUUAACCUGGAAGAGAUCUCAAGCAGCUUACCUCCAAAGUCAACCGGAAGCGAAACCGCUAGACACGCAGGAAAGAGGCUCCUGAGAAGCUGGGGUGGAGGAACCGGCUGGGCGGUGGAAGAUGCUAAAGACAAGAUCUGGAAACUUCUGGAAGAAUACGAAACAGGAGGAGUAGUGUCUCAGUGCAUACGUGAUCUAGGGAUGCCGUUUUUCAACCACGAAGCUUUGGUGAUAGCCAUGGAGAGGAAGAAGGAUGGGAUGCUAAAUCUCUUGGAGGAGUGUUUUGCUCAAGGGAUUAUUACAACUAACCAAAUGACUAAAGGGUUUGGUCGUGUCAAAGAGAGCCUUGAUGACUUGUCUUUGGACAUUCCUAAUGCUAAAUGGCUAGUACACAACGGUUGUGGCUGUCCUGCUCCAGAUUCCUGACCUGAUUCUGCGUAUCUCUGUCUAUUAUGGUAUACGUAGAUAUGUAUUGUGGAGUUGAUUCAAGAAUGGGAUGUUUGUAUUGUUAAGGUGUUCUUUUUUACUUAUUUUACUUGUAGAAAAUUACAUGCAGAAAGUAUCUUACUGAGUCUGAGAUUCA